Molecule: messenger RNA, 2534 nt
Organism: Asparagus officinalis (garden asparagus)
Lineage: Eukaryota; Viridiplantae; Streptophyta; Magnoliopsida; Asparagales; Asparagaceae
Exons: 10
Coding region: 40-1848 (602 amino acids)
Biological process (GO): regulation of transcription by RNA polymerase II
Cellular component (GO): nucleus
Molecular function (GO): double-stranded DNA binding; transcription coregulator activity
Source: RefSeq, a predicted model, not a curated record
CUUCCCUUUUUUUUUCUUCAAAAUUCUUUCUUGCUCGUGAUGGAUAAUGAUAACAGGAAUCUCGCAAAGACGUGUAAUCUAACAAUUGAGUACUUUGCUUUGGAGGCGAAAUCUCGAUGGCUUCGCCCGAGUGAGAUUUCUGAAAUUCUCCAAAACCAUGAAAAGUUUCAUUUGCAUGUGGAUACUCCUCAUAAGCCUCCCGGUGGUUCUUGGUUCUUAUUCAACCGGGGGCAAAAUCGAUAUUUCCGCAAAGAUGGCCAUUGCUGGAGAAAAAAGAAAGAUGGGAAAACUGUUCGCGAAGCUCAUGAAAAUUUAAAGGUAGGUGAUGAAACUGUUCUUCAUUGCUAUUAUGCUCAUGGGGAGGACAAUAAAGAUUUCCAGAGAAGAACUUAUUGGCUACUUGAUAAGAGAUUACAGAAAAUUGUCCUUGUCCAUUACAGGGAUCUGAGUGAGAAAAGCAAAAUCUCCUCAGAUACAGAUCCAACAACUGUCUCACAAGGAGCUGAUCCUCCUCGAGCUGCUUCCUCUACAAGCACACACUCUUCGAAUUUCGCGAUUCAAGAAUCCAACCCAGUGCACGAUAGUUUGUUGAAUGGAUCUAAUCUUAGCCAUUAUGCUGAUCUGGCAUCCACAUCCUCUGAAAUGCUUAGAACAGAUCAGGGAAUUGACGGCAUGCAUGACAGAAUUGCUUCCGAAGAAAUUAAUUGCCCUGGCAAUUUAACUAAUAUAAUAACAGACUCCCACUUGAAUCUUGAUGUAGAAGUUAAUUUUCCCGGCAAUUUAACUAAUAUAAUUACAGACUCCCACUUGAAUGGUGAUGUCGAAGUUAGAUUUGAUCCUCUUGGUGAAUAUAGUGUCUUCCCCAGUGAACACUCUUCAUCAAUUACAGGAGGUGGCGAAGCACAAUUUCAGGAAAAUAGAGAAUGUGUUUCAUGCAUGCACGGCUUUCCUGGUGUCAAGAAUAUGGUGGAUGUGUCAAGUCACGCACAUCACACGUUCAAUGACGACCAUCAUUUUUAUGGGGAGCCUCAGUUCAACAAUUAUAGUGUGUCCCAAGCUAAUAGUCUUGGUUGUGAGCAACAUGGAGAAAUGUAUGAACUUGAUAGCUAUGGGAAUUGGAAGGGUAAAGAAACUGGUCAAGAUUUUGAUAAUUCGUUGAUGACCUAUGCGGGAUCAUGCAAUGAUACCGACACUGAGGGCCUUCCUGAAUUUUUGUACUUUGAUACUGAUCCAGCGUGCUCUUUCGCUGUGGAGUAUCCCGAAGUUAACUGGGCUGCAAAUUAUGACAGAGAAAAAGCAGUUGUUGAGCCUGCUGUUAUCGAGUAUCCUACUGCUGCUGACUCAGAAUGGGUUGGAGGAAACAAAGGAAUUGAUUUGACUAAUCAUAUAUCAAAACUAGCAUAUGGGGAAUUUGGUAUGGGUGCUGAUUUUGCAAACUUUGCUGCAGCAGACACCUCUCAGAGUUUACAAUGGCAAAUAAAUGGUCCAGUGGAAGGAGAUGAAGGAUAUCGACCAGCAUCAAGUCAGUCACUUUCUUCUGUGAGAAACCGGAGUUCUAUAGAAUCUGAAUCGUGGAGGAGUGGUGAAACUUUUCGAUUCUCAGAUGAAGAUUUGGUUGUUUCCUCCAUAAACAAUCAUGAUCACAGGCAAAAUAUUUUCAAUGGUCGUAGGCCUGUUUCUGAUGAAAACCAACAACUAUAUUAUGAGCAUCAGCGGUAUACGCAUCUUUUAAAGGUCCAUGAUCAAUUUGUGGAAAAGAAACAAAGGAAGAAAUAUCAAGCAAAUCGGCCCGCCGGGCUUGCAAUACCUGAACCGCAAAGCUUCUCGUCGGCAGAAGAUACCAAAUAGUCCAUGACACCUGAGUCAAAUGCCCCUGAAGAAUUCAUGAGAUUAUUAGCCACAAGCUCCCAUGCACAAACAGGUGAUGAUGAAUUCGGCUAUUUUAUGGGGUGACGCUUGGUCAAUAAUUUGUCAAUAAGAAAGGGCGAGCUUUAGGGUGAUGCUUGGUAAAUAAUUUGUAAAUAAGAAAGGGUGAACUUUGGUGCAACGGGUUAGGUUGUUGUCUUGUCAUCUAGAGGUCACGGGUUCGAGUCUUAGAAAGAGCAUGGAGGUCACAGGCUCGAGUCUAGCCUAGAGGUCAGGGGCUCGAGUCUCAGAGACAGCAUGGGGUAAGGCUGCGUACAUCUCCCAAGACUCCACAGCAGUGGGAGACUCAUGCACUGGGCCACCCUGCUUUCAUGCUUGGUCAAUAAUUUGUUUGCAUUGGUGUCAAUUAAUGCAGGCAGUUAGAUUUAGCUGAGUCUACUUUCCAUUUAAGUGUCUUCGCUCGAUACUGUCUUUUAUUUUUAAUUUUCUCAAAACAAAUAUUCUCGUGUCAAGGUUAUUAUCAUCGGCCACAUUCAAAUCAUCUCUGAUGCCAAUGUGUGACAUUGUCAAGUCGUGCCUUGGUUUGGGUCGUUACACUUGCUGAACAUGUGUGUCUGAUUCUUUAAGAUGUAAAUGGAGUAUUUUUCCAUCGCAUUUUCCAGAUAAAU